Molecule: messenger RNA, 2421 nt
Organism: Peromyscus eremicus (cactus mouse)
Lineage: Eukaryota; Metazoa; Chordata; Mammalia; Rodentia; Cricetidae
Gene: Vat1l
Product: vesicle amine transport 1 like
Exons: 9
Coding region: 1-1254 (417 amino acids)
Molecular function (GO): oxidoreductase activity; zinc ion binding
Source: RefSeq, a predicted model, not a curated record
AUGGCCAAGGAAGGCGUAGAGAAGGCGGAGGAGACGGAGCAGAUGAUCGAGAAGGAGACCAGCAAGGAGCCUGCUGAGGGCGGCGACGGCUCCCACCGCCUUGGGGAUGCCCAGGAGAUGCGCGCUGUGGUGCUGGCCGGCUUCGGCGGGCUCAACAAGCUGAGGCUCUCCAGAAAGGCCAUGCCGGAGCCACAGGACGGCGAGCUCAAGAUCCGCGUCAAAGCCUGUGGCUUGAACUUCCUCGACCUGAUGGUGCGACAAGGGAAUAUUGACAACCCUCCUAAGACGCCCUUGGUGCCAGGAUUUGAGUGUUCUGGGAUUGUUGAAGCUCUAGGGGACAGCGUGAAGGGUUACGAGAUCGGGGACCGUGUCAUGGCAUUUGUCAACUACAAUGCCUGGGCUGAGGUGGUCUGCACCCCAGUGGAGUUUGUCUACAAGAUCCCAGAUGACAUGAGUUUCUCUGAGGCCGCUGCCUUCCCCAUGAACUUCGUCACAGCAUACACAAUGCUCUUUGAGAUUGCCAAUCUCCGGGAAGGGAUGUCUGUGCUUGUGCACUCAGCCGGCGGUGGAGUGGGUCAAGCUGUGGCUCAGCUAUGUUCUACUGUCCCCAAUGUGACAGUCUUUGGAACAGCUUCUACUUUCAAGCAUGAGGCCAUCAAAGAUUCUGUGACCCAUCUCUUUGACAGAAAUGCCGACUACGUGCAAGAAGUAAAAAGGAUCUCUGCUGAAGGUGUGGACAUUGUUUUGGACUGCCUGUGUGGGGACAACACUGGCAAGGGGCUCAGUCUCCUCAAACCUCUGGGGACCUACAUUUUAUAUGGUUCAUCCAACAUGGUAACUGGAGAGACCAAGAGUUUCUUCAGUUUUGCAAAGUCAUGGUGGCAGGUGGAGAAAGUAAACCCCAUCAAGCUGUAUGAAGAAAACAAAGUCAUUGCAGGGUUCUCACUCCUCAACCUGCUCUUCAAACAGGGCCGCUCAGGCCUCAUCCGGGGAGUAGUGGAGAAGCUCCUAGGGCUGUACAACCAGAAGAAGAUCAAGCCUGUGGUGGAUUCCUUAUGGGCCCUGGAGGAGGUAAAGGAGGCCAUGCAGCGCAUCCACGACCGAGGGAACAUCGGGAAGCUGAUUCUAGAUGUGGAAAAGACUCCGACUCCGCUGAUGGCCAAUGACAGCACAGAGACCAGCGAGGCAGGGGAGGAGGAAGAGGACCACGAAGGCGACAGCGAGAACAAGGAAAGGAUGCCCUUCAUCCAGUAAGACCUCAUCUCUGUGAAUGUAGAGGACGGCUGGCAAGAUAAUGGCCACCAUCAGAACUCUUCUGUGCCCCCGUGAACAAAUGCUGUAGUCCAGUGCGUGUCGUGUUUGUCUGCAGUCAGCCAAGCUAAGAAGCUGUUGAUCACUGUUGUGUUUGGAAUUAAGUGCCAAUCCCAUUCCAUGCAGUAUUGUGUCCCUUCCUGGUCUGUGUGUCACACUCUCCCCUCUCCCUCGUAUCAAACCCAUCCUUCUUCGGGUCCUUCUUGACAGUUUUAGAAUAGCCUUGCGAAUUAAUACAAGACUAUGGAGCCCAAUGUCUGAAACCAGACAUGGACAAGGCUACGCUGAUUGAAAGGUGUUGUCACAGAGCCCUGUCCAGAUCCCAUUAUUCUUCAGGCCAAUGACACUCUUUGCCCGCCAGCCACCAGCAAUGCCUUGAACUAUGGCACUUUGUCUGUUUGGCUAGUGGCAAGAGAGUAGGCCAGGAGGAGCAUUCACGAUCUUAUACAUGCAGACUUUUCCAAGCUGUACUUUGUCACUCCCCCUCUAAGAGGCCAUGUCCCUCCCUGCCUUUGUCUCUGCACCUUAAGGUUUGAACCUCUCUUUAACUCUUGUCCCUGGUUCUUAUUCAAAAACCAUAAACCAGGGAAGCAGGUGUGGGUUCUUUCUAGGAUAGAGAUGGGUCAACAGCAUGUCUGAAGACCAGCUACAGAGACCUCUCCUCUGAAACCAUGUCUCCUGAGCAAAGUCCUCCCUGUGGCCACACACAGUUUAUUUAAAUCCUAAAAACACUCACCACAUGUAGGCCUAACUCAGAUGUCAUUAAACUCACCUAGGUUCUCACCCUCACCCUCAGCCUUCAGAAUUACCAUGAUUAUUUCUAAGCUCCUGCCCAAGAAAUGCCUUUCCCAAGGAAGAGCUCCCUUGAAGACCAACCACAUUUGGGGUUGAAAAACCAAUUGGUUUCUUUUGCCUUCUCAAAGCAUGUUCUACUGUGCAAUAAGCACUAAGGAUAAAGAUGGUGGCUACCCAGCAUCUGAUGCCAAGUGUGUGGUCCCCCUCUCCAACACACAAAACCAUGGUGCUGAUUUGCAGGCUCCCUCAAAAUCAGGGGCCAAACUGCUUGAUCACAUACCCUGGUCAAUUUUCCAGCUUUUUGAUGGGCCUUGA